UGCCCUAUUUCACGGUAUGAAUCCAAUAUUGUAGUUCCAGUGGUUUUGAUGGCAGAAGUUUUAUUACUGCUAUGUACUGAGUUGUGCCGUGAUCAUGAUUGUGUAGUGACAGUUUUUGUAAUAAGGAGAAAGCAAUAUGAAUGUCUUUUUUAAUAUCGUUUGUGUGGGUUUUAUUACUUUUGUGAACGCUGCCGGCGAUAUCAAUUAUGACACCGUUUUAACUAUAUUGAAGCAAGCAGGUAAUGGUGCGAAAAGGAAAACCAAUGUAUUAAACGCUGUUGAUAAGAAUGAGCCAGUGGAAACUCUGCCUGUUAUACCUGGUUUUUAUCUUCAGAAACCGAAAGAACUGUCAAGUUCCUUAUUUAGAAACCCUAGUGAAUGGCCAGACUCUUUAUUCAGCAAUUUAAAAAAUAAAAAUAACAGCCAAACUGAGGGAAAUGUAAAAAAGAAUAAUCCAAGGGAUGGUUAUUUAAAUGCGAAAAUUAUAAAAGCUGUCAAGAAUCUCAAUAAAUAUAGACAAAGUCAAAAAAUUGAUAACAACAAAUCGAACAAUAACGGUGAUAAAGUUGAAAACACUCCCGUGAAAGUAUUACUGGAGCAUGUGCUGAAUUCAUUGAAAAACGAAGAUACAGCAAAGAAACAACUUAAAGCUCAGAAGAAUAAAGAAAAGUUAGAAAAUGAUAAAAUACUGAAACAAAUUUUGACGGAGAUCAAAGACAACAACCGUUACGAAAAAAAAGAAAAACGUGAAAAAGUAAAGAAGACCUAUGAUGAUGACCACAAAAGAGCUAAACUGGAAACUUUAAUAAGAAUGCUUUUAAAAAUGGAAAAAACGAAUAGUGAAGAUGAAACAAGCACUGAAUCCACUAAAACGUCUGAAGAGAGAUCAUAUACAAAAGAACCUAGAAACGCUGAAAAUGUAUUAAAAGACAUAUUGAACGCGUUAAAUAAUGAAGAUAAUGACAAAAUAAUCGAAAAGUCUGAACCUGUUGUAGUAAUUCAAUCAGAUCCAUUAAAUGUUUUAAGAGCAAAUGCACUGGCUGAACAUAUAGCGUCAUUUCGAUAUGGUCUAUCGAAUAGUAAAGCUUUUCAUAAUAACGAUAAGCAAAAACGUCCAAGAGGUUACUUGGAGGCGCUCCAAGUGGACUACGAUAGCCACGACCCUGACUAUAAGUACACCAGAAGGUCCAAAAAAAGCAAGGAGAAGACAGACGGUAGUAGAGAAGAGUCAUCUGAAGAGGAAUUGGAAAAAAAUCCUGGCAAUCCAUUCACCAUCCAUAAGAAUAAAUACAAACAAAAUUGGCUAUAUAAUCAUUAUAUGGACGGUGAUCACAUGAAUAUAAAUCCAUUUGGUCCCCAAUUCGGAAGCCUAGGGCCUUCUGGUCCCGAGCUCUUCUUCGGAAGAAAGUGGUGGUAUUUCAAUCAGGACGACUACAAGCCGAUGGGUUAAUACAUUUUCGUGAAGAUUGUAACUUGAUGUAAUUUAUAUAGAUAAAAUAUUUAUUUGCAUACAA
Messenger RNA from Spodoptera frugiperda (fall armyworm), 1514 nucleotides. Its product is annotated as MATH and LRR domain-containing protein PFE0570w-like. Lineage: Eukaryota; Metazoa; Arthropoda; Insecta; Lepidoptera; Noctuidae. The transcript is spliced from 21 exons. Bases 137 to 1450 code for a protein of 437 amino acids. The record is from RefSeq and is a predicted model, not a curated record.